GGACCAGUCCGGGGCUGAGCCUCGCAUGCCGGCGGGUCCCACUGCGAGGCGAAAGGGGCGCCCGGAGGAUGCAGCCCUCGGUCCCGCCCUCCGCCCCCGCCCUCAGCGACCCUUUGGCCAUGCUGGACCCCGCAGCACACUUUGCAAAAAGAAAGAAAACAUCUCUUUGGUUUACCAUUUCUCUUUUGGUGGUGUCAGUUUUCAUACUGACCAUAGGCCUUGCAGCUACUACAAGAACAGAAAAUGUAUCCGUAGGUGGCUACUAUCCAGGAAUAAUUCUUGGCUUUGGAUCUUUCCUAGGGAUCAUCGGUAUCCAUCUGGUAGAGAACCGGAAGCAAAUGCUGAUAGCAUCCAUUGUGUUCAUCAGCUUUGGAGUGGUGGCAGCCUUCUGUUGUGCUAUUGUUGAUGGUGUGUUUGCAGCACGGCACAUAGAGCCUAGACCUUUAUAUAAUAAGAGAUGCCAGUAUUACUCAAGCGGAGUAGGAUUCCUAUAUGAUGUCUACCAGACAGAGGUGACAUGUUACACCUUAAACAGCAAGUGUCUGCUGAAAGUGAAGAGCAACACAUGCUACUGUUGUGAUUUGUACAACUGUGAAAACUCUGAACAUGCAACCAGCUACUAUGAGUUCCUUGGUGUGAAUAGCUGUCAGGAUGUGGUUCACUUGUAUCGUCUGCUCUGGUCUUCUACUGUCUUGAACAUCAUUGGAUUGUUUCUUGGCAUAGUCACAGCAGCCAUACUUGGGGCGUUUAAAGAUGUGGUACCCGUUCCCCAUGUUACCUUCAACUCUGCUCCACUGCCGCAGAUUCUUUAUAACCCAGCUCAGCAGAUUUUAACAUACGCUGGAUUUUGUCCUUCUGCGGCAGCUGUUCCUCAUUAUUCCUCCUAUCACUUACCCCUUCAGCCUACCAGCAAUUUCCCAACAUCCUCAUCUACUGAUAUAUCCUUAUCUGACGACACCCUGCCUCCAUCACAAACAAGCUCUUCCUAUGGCCUUCCUCCCAAUGCCCCUCCAUUGUACACACCCACCUAUUUCCUAUCAGGUGAAAAGCCUCCACCAUACAUCCCUUAGUGAUGAGAUUGUCAUGAGAUAGUCAGUUUAAAAGAAAAAGACACCUGGUAAAACUCUGUGCUGACUUUCAAAAAUCCCAUUUUGUUUGGCAUAGUAUCUCUCUACUUUAACUCAAAAUAAUGGUUAACAGAAAACAUAACUGCUAGUGGAGUCCAUCAAAUAUUGCAUAGAGUGUUAUCAUUUCAGUGAUUAUGCUCCCAGACCACAAUCUGAACACAUGUAACCAAAAGAAAAAGAAUACAGGAGGCCUACGAUUCAGAGAAAGUCAGACACUAGCAAGGCAAUGGCUGCAUUCAAAUGUAUCAAAACAGUGGUUUAUCAAUACUGCAACUACUCUUCACUUUUCCUCUUGACAUUUCAUUGAAUGAAAUUUUGAAAAUGUUUUGGUUCAAGUAAGAGUACAGAAUGUCUUUCAACCCAAGGAAUAGACUGAAUUCCAGAUAAAGUUUGGGGUUUUUUUUGGUAAGGGGAAGAGCUGCUUUCUAGUAGUGAGUAAAGCCAAAGGCAAAAUGAUCUCACCAAAAAAUACCAGCAACAUUUCAGUUGAAAGCUCUUACGGCCAAAACCAAGCAUUUCAGCCAUUCAAAAUGGAGCAGUGGUGAGGAAGUGGGUAGAUGCAAAAGCUGGGAAACCAUUCAACAACGCUGUCAUGCUGCCAUCUGUGGAAACUCACAGAAACAGAGCAGAUCACAGGAUGGCCAACUUCAGUUCCCAAGUAUGUGGUUCCCCACUUCUGCAGUAGAUCAUACUUAACAGUAACUUCACUUUACCUGAGAUCAGGCAUAAUGCUAACCUUUGAAGUGGGGUGGGGUGGGGAGUACAACAAGCAUGUAUGACCCUCAGGCUGCAAAUUACAUUUUGUAAAGAGUAAGGAGGUAUCGGGCCCAUCAUCACCCCCAUGUUCCAGAUUCCAUUGUGGGCUACACAUCCCUUGCUAUAUAGCCAAUUUCAUUUUUUCACUUACAGUUGCGGCGGCGGUGGGGGGGGGACGGGGACACAAAGCUUUUGUUCUUAUGCACCAUGUUGUAACAAUAACAUUUAUGUUUUUUUAAUUUUUUUUAGUUUUCACACUCUUACACCUGUAGGUAACAUGAGGCCCAUGACUGGAAUUUUGCCCAUCCCCUCCUGGUAAUAAACUCAGUUAAAUGUUACAUCCACAUGCAUCCAUUGACUGUGACCAUUGGUUUGUGGCAAACACUAAUGUACAUUAGCAUCUAUUUUAUUUAUUUAUUUAUUUAUUUAUUCAUAUGUAUGAUAUGAAGGGAAGGAAUGGCAAGCUCCAUCAAGAAAGACUAGUAAAUAUUAUGUAUAUAUAUGUAUAUGUAUAUGAGAGAUAUUCAGUUCAUUGGCCAGUAAAAUGAGCCACUCCAUCUGUGGGUACAGGGACUCCUAGGGACAAUCUACACUGACCAAUUAAUGCAGUUUGAAGGCAGCUUGAUCGUGUGGUGUUUAGAUGAAACAUUCCACAAAUGAGCACAUCAAUGUACAUGAAGAGCUUUGAAUUGGGAUAGGCAAAGUUGGGAUCCUCAAAAAUAUAGCCCAUAAAGCAUAUCAGCGCACCUAAGUGUAAACCACAUUGCAUGGUGAAACCAAUUCAGAGACAGGUACUCUAGCGAUCCUCAUAUCUACAUUGGAGUAGGGACAUUUAAACAAAACGCCUGAAUCUUCCAUAGCCAUGAAGCUGUGAAUACUGUAGAUCCUGGAACCGGUUUGAGGCCAGUCUCUGUGUUGCAUAUAACCACCAUCCAGGCCUCAAACUGAUUCUAGGACUUUACAUGGACUCAUCCACAUAGUGAAAUUGCUUUCUUUACUGGCUUCAUAUUGACCUAAGUGGUCAAUGUCGAUAUCCCCUUAAUUUCAUUUUCUUAUAUAUAACAGGCAGUUGGGUAUUUUCCUUCCUGUUCUGAACCUAAAUUGUGAUGUACUCACAAAUAACCAGCUUAGUGAGGGAAAGAAGCUUUUCUUCUUAGUAUUCAUUUAAUAUCUUCUUUUGGGUGAAGAUAUCUUCCAAAAGAGUGUGACAAUUAUUUUACAAUAAAAUAUACUGUGUGUAAUAUAUGUAAUAGUAUUUUUGGUCCAUGCAUGUUGCAGAAAAGAGAGACAAGAAAAUCCGGUUUACUCUAAAGAGCCCCCACUUCCAGAAGAGAAGUAUUGAAGGAUCAGAAUAUUUAAAGAGAGAGUUGGAUUUAGUCUCUUAUCUAAAUGGUUGGUGCUGUAUUGUACUUAAUAAUAUUGAAAAUAAAGCUAUCUUUUCCAUAUGCUACUAA
Messenger RNA from Anolis carolinensis (green anole), 3337 nucleotides. It is a transcript of the gene tmem255b, whose product is annotated as transmembrane protein 255B. NCBI's taxonomy places the organism in Eukaryota, Metazoa, Chordata, Lepidosauria, Squamata, Anolidae. Bases 69 to 1070 code for a protein of 333 amino acids. The transcript has 9 exons. The record is from RefSeq and is a predicted model, not a curated record.